UAAUGACUCUAUUCGUAUAACAAGCGACUCCCAACAACAAACUGGCACAAGGAAACCGACGUAACUUCUCGAUUUUGCGGUCAUUGCUAAUCUUGCUUUACCGGAGUAUAAAAACAGAACCUCUCACAACCAGUCCAGUCUCCAGCAUCAAUAUGCGGCUUAAUAUUGCAACCACUUUCAUGUCGAUGCUGCUUGUAUGCAGCUGCACCAAAUUACCCUCCAGUUUCAAGAAAUGUAACGCCAAAGAUAGUGGGUUUAACAAAUGUUUGAGUGAGGCGAUUCACAAUGCGAUUCAACAGUUGAACAAGCCCAUCCCGGCGCUGGGUUUACCCAGUUUGAACCCGUUUCGACUACCCACGUUCCAGAUGAGAGUUGGGAAUCGGAAGGAGGGUUUAGAGCAACUGUGGAAGAAUGUGACUCUUCAUGGUCUGACUAAACCAACAACAACGAUAGCAAAAUGGAGUUUUGGUUCCGAAAAUACGUUACAACUGGAUGUAAGCUUUCCAGUGGUCCAGUUCGACUCAGACUUUGAAGCCCAUGGAAGGGUGGUUUUGUUGGCAGUAGAUGUAGAUACGACAUUUAGAAUCACUUAUGAAAAACCCACCUUCAAACUGACCUUUAAGAUGAUUGAAUCUGGUCAAGGUUCUAAACAUUUCAAACUCGUCAGUACUAAAUUGGACAUGCUACCCCAAAAGGCGACGUUUGCUUAUAAUUUGUUCGACAAUAAAGUUCUGAAUGACCAGAUUAACGAAGAAUCGAGUAAAAAGUUUAUGGAGACUUUGGGGUACAUUAGGGAAGAUUUGGCCGCUUUUGAACCCUUUUUCGGGAACUUGCUUAGUGCUGUCUUGGAGAAGGUACCCAUCAGUGACCUUAUUGAUGGUCUCAACUAAAACUACUACUUUAUUGUUGUCGAUUUUGUAAAUUUGGUGAACAUAUUUACGUUGUUAUCGAAUGAAUAAGAAAGACAAAAAUUCUCAAAACA
This is a messenger RNA of Zophobas morio, 982 nucleotides long. RefSeq lists its product as uncharacterized. Bases 153 to 890 code for a protein of 245 amino acids. The transcript has 4 exons. NCBI's taxonomy places the organism in Eukaryota, Metazoa, Arthropoda, Insecta, Coleoptera, Tenebrionidae. The record is from RefSeq and is a predicted model, not a curated record.